Molecule: messenger RNA, 276 nt
Organism: Cylicostephanus goldi
Lineage: Eukaryota; Metazoa; Nematoda; Chromadorea; Rhabditida; Strongylidae
Source: the annotation of a GenBank genome assembly
GGAGAAAUCGAACCAGGACCACCCGGCCCACCUGGACCUCCCGGACCACCAGGACCUCCAGGACCACCCGGUGCAGGAGCAGGUGGCGGUGGAGCUGGUAUUCCCGGACCAAAAGGACCACAAGGACCACCAGGACCUCCUGGCCCGCCCGGAAAUCAAGGACCACCUGGCGAACCUGGAGCUGCAGGAAGUGGCGGCGAGCGGGGUAUCUGCCCGAAAUACUGCGCUCUCGAUGGUGGUAUCUUCUUCGAGGACGGUACAAUGCGCCGUCGUUAA